Messenger RNA from Gastrolobium bilobum, 2927 nucleotides. Its product is annotated as glutamate receptor 2.7-like. Gene Ontology annotation, cellular component: plasma membrane. The coding region runs from base 1 to 2784 and encodes 927 amino acids. Lineage: Eukaryota; Viridiplantae; Streptophyta; Magnoliopsida; Fabales; Fabaceae. The transcript is spliced from 5 exons. The record is from RefSeq and is a predicted model, not a curated record. Gene Ontology annotation, molecular function: glutamate-gated receptor activity.
AUGAAUUUUUACGCCAAAACUUGCAACGCAGUUCCAAACCUUCUGCUUAGGCUUCCUCUCAUAAUCUCGCUUCUCCUAUUCAAGUGCCUUAUAGGAGUUCAGGCUGCCAACAGUUCCCAAAAUUCAAGUGUUGGUGUGGUCAUUGAUAUCAAUUCUGAGACGGGAAAACAGCAGAGAAGAGCCAUGGAAGUUGCAGCUCAAAGUUUCAAUGAUUAUUCCAAGACUCAAAACAUUAUCCUUUUCUUCCGUGACUCUGGUAGAAACCCAUUACGAGCAGCUUCAGCUGCUGAAGAUUUGAUUAAUAAGAAGAAAGUUAAAGUCAUUAUUGGCAUGGAGACAUGGCAGGAAGCAGCUCUAGUUGCUGACCUUGGAACUAAAGCUCAAGUACCAAUUAUUUCAUUUUCUUCUCCCUCCGUAGUCCCUCCAUUAAUGCAACUUCGUUGGCCUUUCUUGAUUCAAAUGGCUAAAACUCAAGAUGCACACAUGAACUGCAUAGCAGAUAUUAUCCAUGCCUACAACUGGCAAAAUGUAAUAGCUAUAUAUGAAGACAACCCUUAUAGUGGUGAUUCUGGAAUGUUAAGCCUCUUUUCUGAGGCUCUCCAAAAGGUCAACGCGCAGAUUGAGUACCGAUUAGUUCUUCCAUCAUUCACUUCUUUAUCUGAUCCAAAAGGGGUUGUUCUCGACGAAUUGCUUAAGCUAUUGCCACUUAAAUCUCGUGUUUUUAUUGUACUUCAAGCAUCGUUCCCUAUGGUGACUCAUUUGUUCAGAGAAGCUAAGAAAAUUGAUGGAUUCUUGGGGAAAGAGUCAGCUUGGAUAAUCAAUGAGGAGAUUACAAGUAUGUUGGAUUCUGUCAAUAAAUCUAUUUUAUCUUCUAUGGAAGGUACUUUGGGAAUCAAAACGUACUAUUCUACAAGCUCUAGUGCUUAUACUAAGUUGCAGGAAAAUUUCCUAACUGAGCAUACAAAAACAGUUGGGUCCAAACCAGGAUUAAAUGCACUACGAGCUUAUGAUAGCAUUACAGUCAUCACAAGGGCCUUGGAGAAAAUGAAUACCAACUCUAGUAACUCAAUGAUGUUUUUGGAGGAAAUGUUAUCUAGCAAUUUCAAUGGUUUAAGUGGUCAUAUAAGGUUCAAAGAAAGUCAUCUAUCCUACACUCCAAUAAUAAGGGUCAUAAACGUGGUUAAUAAGAAAUACAAUGAAUUGGACUUUUGGACACCAAAGUUGAAGUUCGCUAGAUCUCUUAAAAUAUUGAAAGACAGAGAGAAAAGAGGUGAUAAUGCAACAAAAGGCUUAACUGGCCCAGUGGUCUGGCCAGGAGGCCUAACUUCUGUUGAUCCUAAAGGAUGGAAAAUACCUACAGAUACAAACCCUUUAAAAGUUGCACUUCCCAUGAACCCUGCUUUUGAUAAUUUUUUGAAGAUAGACCCCCAAAAUCAAUAUACUGGUUUCUGUAUUGAUCUUUUCCACAAGGUACGAGACAUUCUGAUUGACAAGUAUUCUGGUCUGCCCUAUGAAUUUCACCCCCGCAAUGAAUCGUAUGAUACACUUCUACUGCAUGUCAUAAAUGAGUCCUAUGAUGCUAUUGUAGGAGAUGUCACAAUACUUGCCAAUCGAUCAAAGGAUGUGUGGUUCACUCAACCAUACACUGAGUCAGGCUUAUCACUCAUCCUUCCAGCAGAGACUGAAGGAUCAGCAUGGUUGUUUAUGAAACCAUUUAGCUUGGAGAUGUGGAUAGCAACUAUUGCCAUUCUCAUCUACACAAUGUUUAUCAUCUGGUUCCUGGAGCAUCACUUGAAUCCAGACUUUGGUGGACCGUUGAAAAAUCAGAUCAGCACCACACUGUGGUUUGCUUUUUCUUCUCUAUUUUUCGCUCAUAAGGAGAACAUAAACAGCAACACUGCACGAAUAGUAGUUGGUGGAUGGUUAUUUCUUGUGUUUGUCCUAACCUCAAGCUACACGGCCAGCCUUUCUUCAAUGCUUACUGUACAACGGUUGAAGACUGGAAGAGAUAUUGAGUGGCUAAAGCAAAACAACUUACCAAUUGGUUGUGAUAAUAGCAGUACCUUUAUAAAGAGCUACUUGGUGAAUGUGUAUGAUGUUAAACCGCAUAAUGUCAUAGACGUUGAUGGAGAACAUGACAUUGUGGAUAAAUUCAAGAGCAAAAGAAUUUCUGCUCUCUUUCUUGAGAGCCCAUAUGUGAAGGUUUUCUUGAAUAAGUACUGCAAUGAUUACACUGCAACUACAGCUGCCUAUAAAUUUGGAGGGCUGGGCUUUGUAUUCCAAAAAGGAUCUCCAAUGGCAAAAGAUUUCUCUGAAGGCAUUUUAACACUAGCUGAAGAUGGAUCACUAAAAACUUUAGAAGAUCUAUGGUUGACCCCUUCCAAUGAAUGCUCAAAGAACAAAACUUCUCCAGAAACUGAGAGCCUGACCCUCACCAAUUUUUGGGGUCUCUAUAUGAUGUGUGCUGCCACUUCCACUUUCUGCUUAGUACUGGCCUUACGGACGAAGUAUCUGCAAAACCAUAACCAUUACCAACAUGAAGAGGAAGCUCAACGUCAAGGCAAUGCAACCACUGAUGAUAAUAGUGUUUGGAAGAAGGCUUUUAGAAUCGGUACAGAAUUUUACAAUGGGAAUGUGAGAACUUUUGAUAAAGCUGCAACUUUUGGUGGAAGGGGAACACAUGCUGUACGUCGUCGGAAUUCCUCAAGAUGGGAGAGUAUAAGGACUUCUGAUGAUCUAAGCAAUCCACAGCGCUCCCAAUCAGCUGUCAUAGAAAUGAUGUAGCCUCUGCAUGUUGCUCAAAUGAUAAAAAAAAAAAGAAAUAGAAACAGAAAUCAAUGACUUACAUACGUUGUUUAAAAUUCAUAUUUAACAGUCUCAUAACUUGGUUGUUAUGUAUAUUCUUUUUUUCUUUUUUUAUUGCCAGU